Molecule: messenger RNA, 1027 nt
Organism: Cornus florida
Lineage: Eukaryota; Viridiplantae; Streptophyta; Magnoliopsida; Cornales; Cornaceae
Product: protein MIZU-KUSSEI 1
Exons: 1
Coding region: 169-867 (232 amino acids)
Biological process (GO): hydrotropism
Source: RefSeq, a predicted model, not a curated record
CUUCCCCACUUUAAAGAUUCCAAGUACAACCCAACCAACCACCUUCCUAACUCCUCUUUUAUCCUUUUUCCUCCUAAACCAUUCUAUAUAUCUAUCCUAUAUCUCUCUCAAUCUCUUCUCCAACACACCUUUCCAAUAUACCCUUGAAUUGAAUUCCAAACUCUUGUAAUGCCAACCCUUCACUCUAGCCCAUACAACCAAAUGGAAAAUCCAGCACUACUCUCAUUGCUCCAACACUCCACCGGUGGCGGCAAGAGAUCAUCAAAGAGUUCCUCCGGUGGGGGGUUCUUCCGGAUGUUCAAGCUCUUCCCUAUGCUGACCUCCGGCUGCAAGAUGGUGGCCUUGUUAGGCCGGCCGCGCAAGCCUCUUCUAGGGGACCACGCCACCACCGGGACACUGUUUGGGUACCGCAAAGGGAGAGUGAUCCUAGCAAUACAGGAGGACCCUCACCGCGUCCCCAUAUUCGUAAUAGAGCUCCCCAUACUCACGAGCGCCUUCCACAGAGAGAUGGCGUCCGACAUAGUGAGGCUGGCGCUGGAGAGCGAAACAAAGACUCCGAAGAAGAAGGUGUUGGAGGAGUUCGUUUGGGCCGUGUUUUGCAAUGGAAGGAAGAUUGGUUACUCCAUUAGGAGGAAGCAAAUGGGGGAGGAUGAGCUUCAUGUCAUGCAGCUUCUGAGGGGGGUUUCAAUGGGUGCAGGAGUACUUCCUUGCCCUAAUGAGAAGGAAAUGGCUGAUGGGGAAUUGACUUACAUUAGGGCUAGAUUUGAUAGGGUUGUGGGAUCAAAGGAUUCUGAAGCCCUGCACAUGAUAAAUCCAGAUGGGGCUGCAGGGCCUGAGUUGAGCAUUUUUUUUGUAAGAGUGCAUUAGAAAUAUAUAUAACGGAUAUAUAUAUAUAAGUCUUUAUGUAUAUUAAACCUUCUCCCAUAAGUGCCUUGAAACUUGAAUUGCUUUCUAAAGCUAUUUCAAUUCAUUGUUGUUUUCAAUGAUAUAAUGAAUACAGAAAUUAUUUGGGGCAUGAAUUUAAUUA